Molecule: messenger RNA, 973 nt
Organism: Manihot esculenta (cassava)
Lineage: Eukaryota; Viridiplantae; Streptophyta; Magnoliopsida; Malpighiales; Euphorbiaceae
Exons: 4
Coding region: 4-933 (309 amino acids)
Biological process (GO): CAAX-box protein processing
Cellular component (GO): membrane
Molecular function (GO): metalloendopeptidase activity
Source: RefSeq, a predicted model, not a curated record
GAAAUGAAAUGGAAUGGAAAGGAAGAGAUAGAGGAUAUGCUUCUGCCGCUUCGGCCAACCGUGAGUGUCCUACCCACCGAAUUUGGCAGCGCUACCAACAAACCGUUAUUUCUGUAUCGGAAGCCCGCCUAUUGUUUCUCCAUUCGUGAGCCCAGUCCUAGCUUCAAAUCAUCUCUCCACUGUUAUUGCAUCAAAGAGGAGAUUACUGAUAAUCCCACUGAGGGCUUUUCUGCUCUUUCAUCUGAUAUUCCAUGGGAAAGAGGAAGCAUAUGGAGCACUAUGGCAAUAUACAUGUUCAAUUUACAUAUUCCUUUGGGUAUUGGAGGCUUGUCUAUAGUUGCCUACUUAUGGCACCGACCUGUGCUUGAUCCACAGACUGAGGCUUUAUCACUGCUUGUCAUUCAAAUUCUAGAACUAACUGGUGCUCUACUUCUACUUCGAACCACUGCUAAGCCAGAGCAUAAGUUAAUGAGCUUCUUCAAAUCUAAAAAGGAGAGGAAUUGGGUGUUAGCAUCAGCAGUAGGUUUUGGGUCUUUAGUUUUAUUGGUGUUCCUUACAUCACUCCUUGCGGAUGUCUUAGUUGAGGCCAAGGGUGUGAACAACCCUAUUUUGAAGGAGAUUCUUCACAGCAGCAACAUAUCAAAAACUGCAUGUGUUUUUGUUUACUGUCUUAUAACUCCCCUGCUGGAAGAAACUAUUUACAGAGGAUUUCUUUUGACAUCUCUUGCCUCCACAAUGAACUGGCAGAAAGCAGUUUUUGUAAGUUCAGCUGCUUUUAGUGCAGCUCAUUUUUCUGGUGAGAAUUUCCUGCAAUUGUUUAUAAUUGGAUGGGUUCUUGGAUGCUGUUACUGCUGGUCUGGAAACUUGAGUUCUUCCAUUGCUAUACAUUCCUUGUACAAUGCAAUGAUACUGAUUGUAACCUUUGUAUCUUAACUAUGUAUUAUUUAAAAUUAACUCAUUGAGUACCUGAACA